CAGAAAUCGGAGCAUUGGAUGUUUCGAACAAUCGCUUGAUAAGUUGUUCACGCUCGUAUCACGUUGAAAAUGGCUGCUAGAUUGUUUAGGAAGGGACUCGACCAUCUUAAAAGUAAAGAAUUUAGGGAUUAUUUACUCAGCACGCAUUUCUGGGGACCAGUUGCCAACUGGGGUCUGCCUUUGGCUGCCAUGUCUGACAUGAAGAGAGACCCAGAAUUUAUAAGUGGAAAAAUGACAACAGCACUCUGCAUUUACUCCAUGUUAUUUAUGAGGUUUGCAUGGAAGGUUCAACCACGGAAUAUGCUCUUGUUUGCUUGCCACUUUUCAAAUGAAGUCUGUCAGCUUGUUCAGCUUGGAAGAUUUACCAAAUAUAGGCUGGAAGGUGGGCCACAAAAGCACCACAGUGUUGAAGUCAUUCCUUCAAGCUAAACAAAGUCAAUCAUUUCUUAAAGUAUUUUUUCAGGGAGUUUGGUGUAUCAAUAUUUAAUUUCUUUUUAAAACAUGGUGUAAAUAUUAAUACAAUAAUAAUACCAAGUUUUUUUAGCUUUUAAUAAUUCGCUUCUGUGUCAAUUGCACAGAAUACAUUGUAGUUAUUAGGCAUGAUAUAUGUAAUCAUGAAGGGUUUCAGAUGUAAUGUGCAACCGAGUUGCAACAACUUAAAAUAAGUUUAUUUUGGUUGGUCAGGGGACAUUAAAUUAUUGUGAAAUAAUAGGUAAGGACCAUCUACUCAGUGGAGGAAAAGAAUAUGGCUCUCAGUUAUUACUUUACACCAGAUUAUCAAUGAAACUUUGGUGCUCUUUGAAAUUUAAACUAUUUUUGUUUCUUUAUUUUUAGUGGAAAAGUAUCUAUAAUUCCUAGUAGAUUUUUGUGCGAGUGUCUCUCAAAGGCCUAGGAGUUAGUCCAGGGAAGUGUUAUUGAGAUGUUGUGUUUUAUGAUAAAGAGAGGGAUACAAUGAACCAGGUUUUAGUGUGUGACUUUUAUUGUGAAUAGAUCCAUCUACAGAAUGGCAGGUAACUUGUAUGUGAGUAAAAUAAGGAAAUUUACACCAUCCAAAUGAACAAUAUCUAUUUGGUAUUGACAAAAUCUCAAUUUGCAAGGAAGUGUUUUGCAUCAAUAAAAUGCAGCAUUUUUCAUGAAAUACUUUUCUGAUUGAUGGCCAUUUUGGAGAGGGAUCUGUGGGAAUUUGUGCUACACUAUGCAAAGCAAUGACCUGAUUCAUUCAGGCUCUCAUCAGUGAUACCUUUGGUGGAGAGUUUUGGUACACAGAAUGUUGUGUUGCUGAGUGAUAUAAUAAAAUUACAGUUCUUUUCAUGUGCAAGCAUGAAAUUAAUACA
Messenger RNA from Pocillopora damicornis (cauliflower coral), 1334 nucleotides. RefSeq names its product mitochondrial pyruvate carrier 1. Lineage: Eukaryota; Metazoa; Cnidaria; Anthozoa; Scleractinia; Pocilloporidae. Gene Ontology annotation, biological process: pyruvate import into mitochondria. Gene Ontology annotation, cellular component: mitochondrial inner membrane. The record is from RefSeq and is a predicted model, not a curated record.